GACAGUCAACCCCACCAUGACGCCCCAAUAAGCGAGCACAAGAACUGACCACUGAGUGACAAUAUAUAAGCUCUGUGAAAGGGGGCUCACGAUAACCACUUUCUUCUCUGCCUUGACAAAGAAGCCACCAACAAUGAAGCUCCAUACUGCAGUUAUCCUGGUCAUCUUCUGGCUUGGUGUCUUCACCGUGCACACAGCAAAAGGAAGCGUUGGAAGUCAACCAAUGCGCAAAUUUGCUUGUGUAAAUCUAUCUACACAGAAACUGGACAUCAGACAGCUUGUCAACUAUGAAAAGCAGCAAGUUCCAUUAAACGCUGUCAUGUUUAUCACUGCAAAAGGUAUCAAGAUCUGUGUACACCCUGAUCAGAAAUGGGUGCAGGUUGCUAUGAAGAGAAUAGACCAAAAACGUACCGCCAAAAAAAAAUAAUCCUGUCCCAGGCAAGCAUCUAAGACCAACAAAAUGGAAUCAUCAUCAGUGCUGCACAUACCAGGGAAGAAAGCCUUAGUAUCUGCUUGUAGUCCUUGUUGGCAAUAAAUUCUCUGAACAAACAUGAACUCAUCAGAAUCUACUCGUCACUGGCUGAAUAUCUGCUGACUUAAUUUUAUAGCUGGACUCUGUUACACUGUUUAUUUUCUGAAAUGCUUGUUAAUAUUUAUUUACAACUGAAUGUAGGUAUCUUCCCAUCCUUGCUGUCCUGACCCAUAUAGCAUUUGAGGGUGAACGGCAGAUUGUUUCACAUGCUAUAGAAUAGAUUACCUCUCACAGAGAUGGAUAAGUAUACACUUCUGUGAUGAUGGAGGUCAAUGUUCUGCAUUGAGUGCUGGGUUUCAAGAGGUUCUAUAUAAUUGUAUGGUUACUCAUACCUAUAUAAACUGUAAGAAAGAUAAUAUCAUGCUUCAGGCUAUAGCCUGAUCAGUAUUUAAGAAGGGGAUCUUCCGGCCUUCUAUUUUUAUAUGUAGUAUUGCACUAUUAGCUUUGACUUUAGUCUCGGGCCCAUGUGAUGUAUGGAUACUUUCACCAAGGGAUGACCUGGGGUAAUUCAGGAUAACUUUAAGAACGCAACCCUAUUCAGACUUGUACUUUGGAAGACUUGUCCUAUUCACUGACUUCUGUGAAGUUGCUUUCACCUUCAUUUGGGACAGAAUUGAAAAAAUAUAUUUUGUUUUGUUUUUCCCCUUUGUUUUUCUUUGAAUAAGCAAGAAUGAACCAUAGCUGGAGUCUUUACUUCACGAAUUCAUACUUAGUUCUCUCGGGCAGGGAAUUUGUAUAUGUAAAUGUCUCUUACAUUUUUAAACUUGAUAAAUUCUACUGAUAGUAAGUUUUGGAUUUUAAUAAAGCUACUAUGAGCCUGGAAUCAAAUGGUACAUGUCUGCCUGUACAUAACGCAGAUGAAGACUAUUGAAACAGGUACUAAGAUGACAGCACAAAUUGGAGACCUUUUGAGCAAACCAGCUAGAGCUGACACUACUUCCAACUCAUGACUCAGAUUGUCAUCAAACAAUCAGAUGCUGGGCUGAAAUACACCAUAUUCAAUGGUAAAACCCCUCAGUUCAGACAAUCUUUCUUCAAAAGUUUAGGUACUGUCAGUCACCCUAGGGAUGUGUGAAGCCUGUCACAUUAUCAGUAGUAGAUACAGAAGAGCUCUCAAAGAGAGACAACUCCUGGUGUCUGGGGAACUUGAGGGGUGGAGAAGUAUAGGCACAGGUACUCCAGGAAUAAACCUUCUCUUGUACUACCCACACAUAUGUAGCCAGCAUUAUCUAAAACGUGGGCUUUUCAUUACAGAUAACAUCUUGGUGAUGCAUGUGAAAUUAUAACACUUCCAAACUAUCCUACAGAAAUAAAAUCAUAUUCCUCU
Messenger RNA from Cygnus olor (mute swan), 1859 nucleotides. Its product is annotated as lymphotactin-like. The record is from RefSeq and is a predicted model, not a curated record. Gene Ontology annotation, biological process: neutrophil chemotaxis; inflammatory response; cellular response to type II interferon. Bases 134 to 427 code for a protein of 97 amino acids. The transcript is spliced from 3 exons. Gene Ontology annotation, cellular component: extracellular region. Lineage: Eukaryota; Metazoa; Chordata; Aves; Anseriformes; Anatidae. Gene Ontology annotation, molecular function: CCR chemokine receptor binding; chemokine activity.